This is a messenger RNA of Daphnia magna, 4627 nucleotides long. It is a transcript of the gene Tsp, whose product is annotated as cartilage oligomeric matrix protein. Gene Ontology annotation, molecular function: calcium ion binding. Gene Ontology annotation, biological process: cell adhesion. The record is from RefSeq and is a predicted model, not a curated record. NCBI's taxonomy places the organism in Eukaryota, Metazoa, Arthropoda, Branchiopoda, Diplostraca, Daphniidae. Gene Ontology annotation, cellular component: extracellular region.
AGACGACUGCCUGCUCAGUUGCUGGUGUGGUACGGAGCCGAGGUGAAGCCAUUCAUCGGAGCUCUGCGGUGAUGAAACUGUCAUCACACCAUCAUUGAACAUUGAGAUUCAAAUCUUUCGAUUGAGAAGACAAGAAAAAGGACAAGUCGUGUUUUUUUAUUUGUUAUCUGAAGUUGUUAUAGUUUUCAUCAGCUUGGAAGCCGAAGCGGAAUUCAUUCGGCCUCUUCGCCAAUUAGAAUGGCGAUGUUGGUCAUUACUAGGAUGCUCGUCUUGCCCGGCAUCUUAGCCUUGCUGUGCAGUCUGGUGAACGCAUCCACGUCUUCUUCCCACCUUCAUCAUGAUCAAGGUUUAUCGGAGAAAUUAUCUGAGGUGGCUAGCCGCGACGUUGUCUACCUUUCGAUGAAGCAGGUCACGCCACGUCGUCGGGCUCGUCCAGCCAAAGAAACUCUGCUGGCCAUCGAACCGGCUCUGUCAGACCAAAAUCAACGCUUUUCGCUUCACGUCGAUCGUCGCACUAAACGAGUUAUCGUCGAGACGACGGAUGCCAAAGGGACUCUCCAUUCGUCCUAUUUGUUGGUCGACGGACUGGAACAUCGCUCCGUCAUUGAGAACUUGGUGGUAGCGAUUCACCAAUCGCCAGUUGGUCAGAAACACGGACGUCAUCGGCAGCCAAUCGACGAACAGCCGAACGAGGAUGGUGUCGCUACGAUGGAAUCCGUUGACAAGGACGAAGGACAAGAUGAUGAAGACGAUGAUGAUGAUGAGAUCAAAGCCUACAUCUACGUCGAUUGUCAAUCGUUGGGCAUCAUAUCGUUGGCCGGAUCUCUGAGGCACAUGAUCCAACAAUCGCCAUCUGGAUCUCUCAUCGCGUCUCGCGAUCGAAGGUUCCCUGUUACGAUAGACUCUGACGUACCAACCGAAAAGGUCUUAAAACGUUAUGGCUGCCCAGCAAUUGACGAGAAGGAUAUGCAAGCUGUUCAGGCCAACGAGAUUUAUUCUUACUCCAGACGAGAGACUUACGGCCCUGUCCGCAACUGCGCCAACACGGUGACCGGCCAAAAGUGUCCGAUUUUCAGUCAGCCGGCCAUUGUUACCUCAUCUACAUCUUCUUCUUCCUCCUCUAGCGCGGUGAGAGGUGAUAUUCCCGUUGUUUCUCCGGAUUUGGACGACCGAGACGGAGCUCUCAUCAAGGUGAUCAACGAGCUCAUUGCUGCCAUCAAAGAACUCAAAGUAGAAGUCCAGGCAAACAGGCAAGAAACACGUCAUUUGAGGGACGCCCUAGAGAACUGCGAGAUGUGCAAACCAGGCAAACCGAAGAAGGACACUUGUUCCUCCACGCCACCUCCUUGCUUCCCGGGCGUCAAUUGCAUGGAGACGGCCGACGGAGUUCGUUGCGGUCCGUGCCCGCGCGGCUUCAUCGGAAAUGGACGAACUUGCAGGCCAGGAAUCACCUGCGCUGAUCGACCUUGUUUCCCUGGUGUUCGCUGUACCGACACCGAGAACGGUGCCCAGUGCGGACCGUGCCCAUCCGGAUUCGUCGGUGACGGUCAACGCUGCCGACCGGACAACGCUUGCAAAAGCAAUCCCUGCUACGCUGGUGUCCCCUGCCAAAAUUUGGAAGACCCUCCCUAUUACCGGUGUGGAGCCUGUCCGGCUGGUACAACCGGAAACGGAACUUUCUGCAGUGACAUAGACGAGUGCGAUUUAGCCAAUCCUUGUGACCCGCGAUCGCGCUGUCACAACUUAAUAACGGGUUUCCGUUGCGAACCUUGCCCUCCUGGAUUCACUGGCCCUGCCGUUCAGGGCGUCGGUAUCGAUUACGCUCGCCUUAACCGCCAACGUUGCGUUGACAUUAACGAAUGCGCUGACGGGCGCAACGGUGGAUGCGUGCCCAAUUCACGCUGUGUCAACACUGAGGGAUCCUUUCAAUGUGGCGAAUGUCUAGAAGGUUUCUUUGGCAACCAGGCAGUGGGUUGCGAGGAUACGCCCGGAAUGUGCCCGGAUGGGACGCGCUGCGACGCCAACGCGGAUUGCGAACGACCAACCGGAACGGGCCCAUACCGUUGCAAGUGCAAAAUCGGCUAUGCUGGCAACGGUAAAGUUUGCGGACCGGAUCGGGAUCUCGACGGCUGGCCUGACUAUGAUUUGUCGUGCACCGAUGACAAAUGUCGCAAGGACAAUUGCGUUGACACGCCCAAUUCGGGACAGGAAGACGCUGAUCGCGAUGGCGUCGGAGAUGCUUGCGACGAUGAUGCCGAUAACGAUGGUAUCCCCAACACUCCUCGUGCCUUGGGUGGUCCGGACAACUGCCCGUUGGUAGCCAAUCCUAGUCAAUCAGAUUCCGAUCCGGAAGGCUCCGAUAAGAAGGGCGACGCCUGUGACAAUUGUCCUACCGUGGCCAAUCUUGACCAGGAGGACACGGACGGCGAUGGCAAGGGUGACGCCUGCGACGAUGAUCUCGAUAACGACCGAAUUAUCAAUUCUCGUGACAACUGCCCCAAGACGCCCAAUCCCGAUCAGAAAGAUUCGGACGGUGAUGGCCUGGGCGACGCUUGCGACAACUGUCCCAAUACACCCAAUCCCAAUCAGUUUGACAGUGAUAGCGAUUUGGUUGGCGACGUCUGCGAUACAAACAUCGACCGUGACAAGGAUGGUAUCCAGGACUCGUUGGAUAACUGCCCGACCAUUCCAAACAGCGACCAGCGUGACGCCGAUAACGACGGCCUGGGUGACGACUGCGAUCCGGACGCUGAUAACGAUGGUAUUCGUAACGAAAAGGACAACUGUCCUAUUGUCUACAAUCCUGAUCAGCUGGAUACGGAUCGCAACGGAGUCGGAGACGCUUGCCAGGGCGAUCAGGAUGACGACGACGUGCCCGACUUUUUGGACAACUGCCCGAACAACUCCAAGAUUUACGCCACGGACUUCCGCACUUAUCAGACUGUCGUUCUCGAUCCAGAGGGAGACUCUCAAAUUGAUCCCAACUGGGUUAUUUACAACAAAGGUGCUGAAAUUGUUCAGACGAUGAACAGCGAUCCCGGUCUGGCCGUCGGUUUCCAUCGUUUCGGCGGCGUCGAUUUCGAAGGCACAUUCUUCGUUGACACUGAGAUCGAUGAUGACUACGUCGGAUUUAUUUUCAGCUAUCAAGAUAAUGCUCAUUUUUACACGAUCAUGUGGAAGAAGAACACGCAGACCUAUUGGCAGGCAACGCCUUUCCGUGCCGUUGCCGAACCGGGCAUUCAACUCAAACUGGUUAAGUCUAACACAGGUCCAGGCCAGAUGAUGAGGAACUCGCUCUGGCAUACGGGCGAUACUGAGAACCAGGUGAAAUUGCUGUGGAAAGAUCCACGCAACGUCGGCUGGAAGGAGAAGGUGGCAUAUCGGUGGUUGUUGCUCCAUCGGCCCAAGAUCGACCUGAUCCGUCUGCGUAUCUUCGAAGGCGAGAACAUGGUAGCCGAUUCGGGCAACGUCUUUGACUCCACCCUCAAAGGAGGUCGAUUAGGUGUCUUCUGCUUCUCGCAGGAGAUGAUCAUCUGGUCCGAUUUGGUCUAUCGAUGCAAUGACGCAGUGCCAGAGGCCAUCUACAAGGAAUUGCCGCCUCGACUGCAAAAGGAAGUACAGGUGGACCGCACCCGCGCCCCGAGUCUUUCUGCCAACUGAUCAACGCCAUUCAGUGAACGAAAUAAGACUGAAAGUGCAGCGCAUAAGCAAAUAUCAAGAAAACAAAACAGAAGGGAGGAAACAUAAUCAAACAAAAAAAAACAAAAAAAAAAAAAACAAAAAAACGCAUCUUCUCUUAAGAAAUUCCUCCAAGAGAACCACGAAAUAAAGCCAACUUAGGAGAGAACCAUUAGAGAAGAGUUGACGUUCGUUGAGAAAUUACGGUUGUUGUUUCAUUUUUUCUUUUAUGGUUAACAUUUUGUUUGUUUGUUUUCUACUUUCUUUGUUCGAUUUUCUUUUUCUUCUGUUUGUUUGUAAAUGGGAUGACGCCCCCCAGCCGGCCAUUUUUCAUUUUUGGUUGAAUACUUAACAACACGUACACAAAAGGAAAGAAAAAAAAAUGAAGAGAAAAACAGCGACAACUAAAAAAAAAAUUCACGUACAAAUCGUACACGCGCACUUGGUUGUUUCUUUGUUUUUUUUUAAUCACACGUGUUUUUUUUUUGUUUAAUUUUUCUAAUCGUCUUUACUGAAUUUCGGAAAUGAGAAUAUUUUGAAAAUUGGUAGUCUCAACGACAACAAGGUGGAGGAGAUGACACCAGCUUUUAUGUAAUAACGUGUAUAACCAACAUUAUUUUGUCUAAUCAAAGCAGCGUAUUAAUGUCAAUGUACAUCAUAAUCACUAGAACAACAACAAACAAAAUCAACACGACAAAAAUCAACCAAAAUACAACACAAAAAAACCCGGGGGCAACUGCCUCUUUCACAAUGCUUGCUCAUUAUGAAUAUAUAUGCCUGUCUAUCCCGAAAACCACCAGCCCCUUCCCCCUCUGUAUCAUCAUUCAUGCAUACGCUACAGUCUUGUUACAGAGGUUUAAAAAUACGCUGCUGUAUCGUCACACUGCCAAAUAAGGUGUAACUGCAAAAUGGCUUUUUUUCCGAAAUAUACAUCAGUGCCUAAUCCAUC